Molecule: messenger RNA, 1572 nt
Organism: Yamadazyma jaroonii
Lineage: Eukaryota; Fungi; Ascomycota; Pichiomycetes; Serinales; Debaryomycetaceae
Source: the annotation of a GenBank genome assembly
AUGAGUGCCGAAGUGGUUAAAUCAUCUUCUAACUCCAUUCAUAGUGAGAAAGACAAAGCAGUUGAAGUUAUCACCCAUGUCAAGUCUAUUGAGGCUUUGACUGAUGAUAAAAUCCAAAUCAAUGGGAAAGUUAUUAAAUUAGAUGGUGGAGAUCAAAUUAUGAAACUUGGUCUUGCUGAUGAUGACGAAAUUGAAUUAACUCCAGAAGUCGAAAAACGGUUAAGACGUAAAUCUGAUAUGUACCUUUUACCUAUCAUGUUGACAUUAUACUGUCUUCAAUUCAUGGAUAAAUUGAGUAACUCUUUCAGUUCCAUCUUGGGAUUAAGAGCUGAAUUGAACAUGAAUGGACAAAUUUAUUCUUGGACAGGGUCCGCUUUCUAUCUUGGAUAUCUUUUUGCUGAGUUCUUCAUGAGUUAUGCUUUACAAAAAUUACCAUUAGCUAAGACCUUAAGUGGGUUAGUUAUUGUUUGGGGAGUGAUUUUAGCUUUACAUUCUGUUGCCAAUACUAAUGGAUUCUUAGCCUUAAGAGUACUCUUGGGGAUGUUUGAAAGUUCUAUCACCCCAGGGUUUAGUAUGAUCACCAGACAAUGGUAUCGUAAAGAAGAGACAUUUUUCAGAACAUCUAUUUGGUUCAGUGGUAAUGGGGUAGGGAUUAUUUUAGGUUCUCUUAUGGCUUAUGGGAUUGAUAUUCAUAGAGAUUCCAUGUCUAUUGAACCUUGGAAAUUAGUUUUCAUCAUUUCUGGGGUUUUAACUAUUGCCUUUGGUAUAGUGAUGUUCUUCCAUUUACCUGACUCCCCAGCUCAAGCUUGGUUUUUGACUGAUCUUGAAAAGAAGUUGAUUGUUCAAAGAAUCAAAGGUAAUCAUCAAGGGUUUGGUAAUCACCAUAUUAAGAAAGAACAAGUAAUUGAAGCUUUAACUGAUUAUAGAAGUUGGAUUAUUUUCGCUUCAACUUUCGUAGGUUCCAUCCCUAACGGAGGUCUUACUAACUUUGGAUCUAUCUUAAUGAAUGAAACUUUUGGUUACUCGGUUCAACAGUCAUUGUUAUUACAAACUAUUGGAGGUGCAGUGGAAUUUGUUGGUCUUAUUUUCAUCGCUUCUUUCAGUGUUUAUAUCAAAUCCAGAUUCUUAUGGGCUUUUGUGGGUCAAUGUAUUGCUGUCACCGGUAUGUUCUUAUUGUGUUUUGCCGAAGAUAAAACCGUUAGAUUUGCUGGUAAUUGUUUAAUCUCAGUUUCUCCAUUAUCGUUCAUUGUCAUGUUAUCAACCGUUCAAACCAACAUCUUAGGUUCAACCAAACAAUCAACGGUUUUCAUCAUGUUAUUGGUAGGUUACUGUAUUGGAAAUUUGGCCGGAUCCCAAACUUUCUUAGCUACUGAAGCCCCAGUUUAUAGAACUGCUCUUAAUUCAAUUGCUGCUUGUGCAGCACUUUCCCUUGUUCUUUUGGUGGCUUUAUGGGCAUCUUAUGCUUGGGAGAAUAAGAAAAGAGAUAAGAGAGGUGAUAAGUUAGAGGUGGAAAAUGUCGAGUUCUUGGAUUUGACCGAUAAACAGAAUUUGAAUUUUAGAUAUUCUUACUAA